Molecule: messenger RNA, 1365 nt
Organism: Cuscuta epithymum
Lineage: Eukaryota; Viridiplantae; Streptophyta; Magnoliopsida; Solanales; Convolvulaceae
Source: the annotation of a GenBank genome assembly
GCUUAUCAAGGAGUAUGGUUGAGAGCAUUAUUGGGUGAAAUUCUGGGGGAAGAGCAGGAGGCCUUUCAGCUCUUGGUUGAUAAUAAAUCAGCUAUUAAUCUUGCUCAAAACCAUGUUGCUCAUGGGAGGAGCAAACACAUAGAACCCAAGUAUCACUUGAUAAGGGAAAAAGUCAAGGAGGGGGAUACUUGUUCUCAUAUACAGCAGCAGUGAAGGAAUAAACCUCAACACAGCCGAUUCUCUCCCCCUCUUCUACAAUCAUGGGAGAUUCAACUGGAAACUUUCUUGUCCCAAAUUAGCUCACUAUGCACAUUUAUUUUUUUAAGGUCAUUUUGAUCUUUCUAUUCUCUUUAUUUAUGGGUGUUAUUUUUAAAAGUCAUUCCUAAUCAUACUACAGUAAAGACGUUGACAUAGGGCAACGCCUCUCAUGGCUUUGUAGCUUAAUUGGAUUGACUGGAUGACCAAGUAGGGGAGAAGCAAGUCAGCUAUGAUCUUGGCUUUGUUGGAGUCGGGUAGUUUGCUCCGCUUUUCUCUCUUCCGCUACUUUCAUCUUUUGUUCUCUUGUUGCCUUGUUUGGUGAUCAGUGGUAGAGUUUUUGUCCAGCGGGUUUGUUUUUCCGUGUGUUUGUGUGCUUCGUGUGUGAGCAUUUGUUUUGUUGUUUAUUCAUUUUGUUUUGUUCUGUUGUCCGGUGUUUCUAUGUUGCCGAGAAUUUUGUCCGACCGAGUUUUCUCUGGCCGAGGGAUUGGUCCGUUCCAAUUGUGAAUGUGUUUGGGCUUUUGAUCGUAAGUUUCUGUUGCUUCUUCUCUAUCUCGAAUUCGGUGUUCCUUUCAUUGGCCAUUCAUGGAUAGCUUAAAUCGGGCUUAUGGAAGGAUGUCAUUUAAGGAGCUUGAUGGCGAGAGAUAAAAACGGCAAGGCGGCAGUGCUCCCGGAACAGCACCACCUAAAAUACUGAUAGAUCCCAUAAACAAGAUGAUUCCUUUGGAGGUGGCUGGUCAAACCUCUUCUUCCUUUCCGGUGACCAGUAAAAUCGAGAUGAUUCCUUUGGAGGUGGUUGUGCAAACCUCUUCUCCCUUUCUGGUGGCUGGUAAAAUCAGGAGACUUGAUUUAGUUUGUCGCUUUUCUUUUAAGAAUCCUUGUUUAAUUACUCCCUAUCUUAGUAGCAAGUUUAGCAGUGGUGUUAGAUUAGCCUACAUCGUUGUGGGGUUAGCAAAUAUGUUGGGUCCUUCGGGGCUAAUCAAUUCUAUGUUUCACCCCAGUGUAGGCUUGAGGUGUUGUAUUGCUUUAGCUCUUGUUAUUUUAUUUUUUUGAAAGAUUGUUAUUUUCUUUAUUAAUAAAUAAAUAAGUUUCCUCCUUUCAAAAAAAAUC